GCGAUAAUCUGACUAGUCUCAAGACUAGAAUUCCCACUCUCCCCACGCUUAUUUGCUGUGUGCCCUGCGUGAUGCCGUCAUCUGCCGCGGUCAGCUGGCGGUGAGUCGGCCACGGGCAAAAAAAGCAGCUUCACACUCCGCAGUCCCGCCUGGCUUGAUGCUGUCGCUCCCUGAGUCCUUUGUUCCUUUAGAUCUCUUGUGCAUUCUUCCAGCGGGCUUUCACAGUCAAUCAAUAUAGUGAAGCCAGCCCUUCACUUCGAUCCCACCGCCAUGUCGAUCACUUCAUAUAUCCUGACGGGUAUCAGCUCGUUCGUGGUCCUCACGUUGUCACUGUUCGCGCUGGGUCAAAAAGUGCCCCGCGCUGCUUUUGCUGCCCGCUGCCUUGCUGCCUAUGGCUCCCUCCUCCUAUGCGCAACCUACGGCGUUAUCGCUUCGAUCGUCCUCCGCCUCGCUGGCUAUGGCCGGAUCUCUCAAUGGGCCACUGCCCGCAGCUUCAAGUGGGUAAUGCGGUAUACCACCGGUGUGACAUUCGAUAUCAUCGAGGGUGAAGAGUAUCUUGCCACUCGCCCGGCUAUCUUCGUUGGUAACCACCAGACCGAGUUGGAUGUCCUCAUGCUUGGCGCUAUCUUCCCUCCUUACUGCAGUGUCACGGCAAAGAAGUCCCUGCGCAAUGUGCCCUUCCUAGGAUGGUUCAUGACUCUUUCCAGGACGGUGUUCAUUGACCGUGCCAACCGGGAGAAUGCCAUGAAGGCGUUUGAUGGUGCGGUGAAUGAGAUGCGUACUUACCGCCAGAGUGUGUUCAUCUUCCCUGAGGGUACACGGAGUUACUCCGAUGAGCCCAUGCUUCUGCCGUUCAAGAAGGGUGCUUUCCACCUGGCGGUCAAGGCUGGUGUGCCUAUCGUGCCCGUCGUGACUGAGAACUACUCCCAUGUGAUGUCUCCUCGCAACCUGCGUUUCAAUGCAGGCUCUAUCAAAGUCAAGGUACUGCCUCCUAUCGAGACCAAGGAUCUGACUCCUGCCGAUGUGGAUCAGCUGACCCAGUCUACCCGUGACUCCAUGCUCAAGGCUAUUCUGAGCAUGGCACAGGAGGGCAGCAAGGUCGAAUCUCCUCGCGCUAAUGGUGUCUCGUCCGCCAUUGAGAUUUGAGAAAGCCAGUAUGCAGCACCAGUACUUCCACUGCCUCAAGUUAAGGGCACCAAAACCUCACCCUUGACAUCUCCCCAACCCAAUUCAGGAAAGACAUCAGCCACAUCUUGAUGCUGAGAACUUCCUUUCUCCCUUCCGGUAUAUACCCUUUAUCGCCAUUGCAAAGCAUUUACACAUAGAAGAAGAACACGAUUCCCUUUCUGCAGGCAGUUCUUCUGCCACCCAUCCCUCAGAUGAUACAGUGCCUCGGUCGCAUUUCGAGUUAAUUGGUAGAUUGUGAUCUACCUUUUACUCCCACCUUUGGCGCAUGCUUUUUGUUUGUGGAGGUUCUCACCUCUCACACCUGCCCGAUCUUACUUGCACCAUUUUGGGUCCCUCAAUGUCCUGCAAUCCCCCUUUAUGCCCUUUCCACGCUUCUGUCUC
This is a messenger RNA of Penicillium brasilianum, 1569 nucleotides long. NCBI's taxonomy places the organism in Eukaryota, Fungi, Ascomycota, Eurotiomycetes, Eurotiales, Aspergillaceae. The record is from the annotation of a GenBank genome assembly.